CGUACUAUUACUACUACUCCUUAUUGUUAGUCCACGAUCACAUAGCACAUUUCGGGCAUACAAUGGCUUUGGCUGCUCGGCUAAUUAUUUGCCAAGUUAAGUCAAACAAACCAGUGGUUGGCCAAAGAGACGAAACGGUCCCUUCGCUCCCGGUUCAGAAGACGAGGUUGACGAAUACGUCUGGGAUAACCACGGAUAGUGGAAAGAUUAUGUUGCAGCCAAGAGUGUGCACACUUAGAUCAUAUGGUUCGGAUCCUUUUGGAGUGGUGAAAACACGGAAUUACGUGGACGGAGACGAAGGCGAUGGUGACGAUGUGUCUCGAUUCUUUGGAAUGCUUUCUGAGUACAUUGAGAGCUCCAAAAAAAGCCAAGAUUUUGAAAUCAUAUCCGGUCGUCUAGCCAUGAUGGUAUUUGCAGGGACAGUUACAAUGGAAGUUGUGACAGGUAACUCAUUAUUCCGUAAGACGGAUUUACAAGGGAUUGCAGAGGCUGUUGGGGUGUGUUUGGGUGCUGUAGCUUGUGCUGCAACUUUUGCUUGGUUCUCUAGUGCUCGUAAUAGAGUUGAUGGGAUCUUCUCCGUUCGUUGCAACACCUUUAUCGAUAAUCUUAUUGAUCAAGUUGUUGACGGGAUGUUCUAUGAUAUCGACCCUAGUGAUUGGUCGGACGAUCUUUGAAACGCAAAAAUCGAGAAUGGAAGACGAAGAAAUGAGGUAUUUGGAUGAUUGAGUUAUCAUCUAGUAUGUGUAUUAAUUGUGUAUAAGAAAAUUUGUAUAGGUCAUUAAUUAAGAUGGUUUAUGUACGUUAAGAUGAACUUGAUAAACCAUUAAAUGUAGAUUCAAAAGGAGAAAUAUAGAUGACUGUAAUUUAUACUUUAUUAUAUAGAUAUUGACAUAUACUACUACUUUAUAUA
Messenger RNA from Erigeron canadensis, 910 nucleotides. Its product is annotated as stress enhanced protein 2, chloroplastic. The transcript has 2 exons. Bases 63 to 674 code for a protein of 203 amino acids. The record is from RefSeq and is a predicted model, not a curated record. NCBI's taxonomy places the organism in Eukaryota, Viridiplantae, Streptophyta, Magnoliopsida, Asterales, Asteraceae. Gene Ontology annotation, biological process: cellular response to high light intensity.